Chrysochloris asiatica (Cape golden mole) is the source of this 2244-nucleotide messenger RNA. RefSeq names its product endoglin (gene ENG). The record is from RefSeq and is a predicted model, not a curated record. The coding region runs from base 1 to 2244 and encodes 747 amino acids. Gene Ontology annotation, biological process: vasculogenesis. The transcript is spliced from 17 exons. Lineage: Eukaryota; Metazoa; Chordata; Mammalia; Afrosoricida; Chrysochloridae.
AUGUGUGUGGUCCUGAAAGGCUGGAGCGGGGACGCCGUUGCUCCGGCCGCCUGUUCCCUUCGGGUCCCCACACGAGCCCACGCCGGCCUCCAAGCCCACCCGAAGCCCUGCCCUUGGACACCGGAUAAGGUCCUGUGCACAGAACCCCGGGUGGAGAACAUGGACCGCGACUCGCUCCUCCUGGUCGUUGCCCUGCUGCUGGCCGUCUGCAGUUUCAACCCCACAAGAAAUUCACAACCCUCUUUGGACCAGAAGACUAUUCUUCCCUGCCUCCUGGAGUGUAAUGGUUACGAAAGUGAGAGCAAUGUGGUUACCAUACGCUUACCUGACCUUCUCGCUGGCUGUGCUUCUCCAACAGGUCCUGCAGAAACAGUCCAUUGUGACCUACAGCCUGUGGACCCUGAGAGGGGCAAGGUGACAUACACCACAAGCCAGGUCUCUGAGGGCUGCGUGGCUCAAGUCCCCAACACUACCCUUGAAGUUCGCAUCCUCUUCCUGAAGUUCCCAAGGGCACUGUCAGAGCUGGAUUUGACACUUCAGGUGUCCGAGCAAAACGGCAUCCAGCCCCGAGAAGUGCUCUUGAUCCUCUAUCCAAACAAGAAUGUCUUCCUUCAGCUGCAAGCCCCAGGAAUCCCCCUUCACCUGGUCUACAAUCCCAGCCUGGUCACACUCAAAGAGUCCCUGGGAAUCAACACUACACAGCUGCCAUCCUUCACCAAGAGUCAGCUCCUUAACUGGGCAGCUACAAAGGGUGCGAUCGUCUCUGUUGCUGAGUUGAAUGACCCCAGCUUCAUCCUCCUCCGUCUGAGCCAAGCCCUGACAUCACCGCCUUUGUGCCAGCCCAAGGAACACAUGGACAUGGGCCCCACGCUUGAGUGGCAGCCACGUACCCCGAUUCAGGGCUGUCGCUUGGAAGGCAUGGCCGGAAACAAGGAAGCUCACAUCUUGAGGAUACUGCCGGGCUCAGAGGACAGGCCACGGACAGUGACAGUUAAGGUGGAGCUGAGCUGCGCACGAGAAGAACCCGCCCCCAUCCUCAUCCUGCAGGGCCCACCCAAAGUGUCCUGGCUCAUCGACACCACCCACAACAUGCAGAUCUGGACCACUGGUGAAUACUCCUUGAAGAUCUUUCCAACGAAGAACAUUCCUGGGUCCGUGAUCUCAGACACUCCCCAAGGCCUGCUGGGAGAGGCCCGGAAGCUCAACGCCAGCGUCGUGGCAUCCUUUGUGGAGCUUCCUCUGGCCAGUGCCAUCUCACUCCAGGACCUCACCUGUGCUGAUGGACCACAGACCUCACCGCCCCCAGUCCAGACCACCCUUCCCAGAGACAGCUGCAACCAGAAGCUGCUCAUGGACCUGAUCCAGCCCACAUGCUCCAAUGACAUCAUGACUCUGGUACUCAACAAACAGCUUGCUUUGGCUAUAAAAUGCACCAUCAGUGGCCUGACCUUUCGGGACCCCAGCUGCCAGGCUGAAGACAGUGCUGACAAGUUUGUUCUGCGCAGCACCUAUUCCAAGUGUGGCACAGAAGUGACAGAAAAUGUGAUCAUCAAUGAGGUGAUCGUCAACUUCUUGUCAAGUUCAUCACAGCGGAAAGAGGUGCACUGCAUCAAGAUGGAAGGCGUCUCCUUCCAGCUGGGCCUCUACCUCAGCCGGCACUUUCUCCAGACCUCCAACACCAUCGAACUGGGCCAGCAGGGCUUUGUGCAGGUGAGCAUGACCCCGUCCAUCUCUGAGCUUACGUUCCAACUAGACAGCUGCCACCUGGACUUAGGACGUGAGGCAGACACUGUAGAACUCAUCCAGCACCAGGCAGCCAAGGGCAACUGUGUAAACCUGCUGUCCCCCAGCCCUGAUGGUGACCUACGCUUCAGCUUCCUCCUCCGUGGUUACAUGGUGCCCACACCCACAACAGGCACCCUCCGCUGCAUCAUAGGCCUGCGUCCCAGGACUUCAUCCCAGGAAGUGCAGAAGAAGGUCUCUUUGCACCUGAACAUCAUCAGCCCUGGCCUGACCGACAAAGGCCUCGUCCUGCCUGCCGUGCUGGGCAUCACCUUUGGCGCCUUCCUCAUCGGGGCUCUGCUCACUGCAGCGCUCUGGUACAUCUACUCCCACACUCGUCACCCUAGCAAGCGGGAGCCCGUGGUGGCAGUGGCUGCUCCAGCCUCCUCAGAAAGCAGCAGCACCAACCACAGCAUCGGGAGCACCCAGAGCACACCCUGCUCCACCAGCAGCAUGGCGUAG